Clonostachys byssicola is the source of this 1278-nucleotide messenger RNA. The record is from the annotation of a GenBank genome assembly. NCBI's taxonomy places the organism in Eukaryota, Fungi, Ascomycota, Sordariomycetes, Hypocreales, Bionectriaceae.
AUGGCUCCCAUGUUAUUGACCCGCACCGCCCAGGUCCUAGUACCUGUUCCUGGCCAAGUAAUGAGUGUUCUCAUUACGAUGGUUGCCCUCACUGCCAUCACCUCGUUCAUCACGCAAAGAACACUAGCUAUCAAGGUCUGGGCGAGACUUCCUUACAUCGUUUGGCUUGUGUUCGCUAUCAACAUCGAUUCAUAUCUAUUCGUCUUUACAACAGCGUUGUUACAACAUGCUUUUGGAGUCAAUUACAGUAAACAACUGUGCGAGGGAGCCAUUCUACUUUGCCUUGCCUGCUAUGUCACAACCAAGUUAAUUUAUCUCUUCCUGGUGGAGAAAGCCCAUAUUAUCCGCGGUACGACGAAGAAGCGCUUAAAGUCCAAGCUAUACUUGUUCAACUCUUUCGGGGUCAUGAGCAUCUUCAUGAUUGUUAUUGUAUUAAAUUUCAUCUACCGAAUCGUACGAAUGGAAAAAGGGCAAUGCUUUAUCGGAAUGGAAGGUGUCGGUAUUAUACCGCUCAUCACAUUCGACUCCCUUGCCAACACCUACCUGACCCUCCUGUUCCUCGUUCCGCUAAGGAAAAUCUACAAGUUCAGGAAGAUGGCACGAACCCAAGCAAAUGAUCACCUCCAAAAUGUCGCCCUCAGAACGUUCAUCGGAGCGCUCUGCACUCUCAUCAGCAGCGUCACAAACCUUACCGUUCUGAUGGCGUUAAACGGAGAGCCAGGGUGGGUGUGCCUCAUGUGCUGCAACUGUGACGUGCUCUUCUCAGCUGCCGUCAUCCACUGGGUCACGUCCAAGGACAACGCCGGCACCUCAAGCAGCCUCUCCUCCCACGGCGGCGCCGGCAACGGCUGCUGCCCCGAGACCGGCGGCACCCCUCCCCGGAGGCACAACGGCCAGAGCGGCUCCGACACCGAGCCCCCGCCCUCCUCGUCGACCACCACGGACGAGAUCGCCCUCGUCACGGCAGCCAGGUCGGCCAGCCACCACCGCCGCCACUCGGACCUCCUCGACGACGACUUCGACGACGAGUCCUGCAGCCAGGCCGACGCCGUGCUCUCCAAGGCCGCCAAUCCCAAGGGCACCGUCGUCGUCACCACCACCAUCAAGCGCGAGAGCAGGCCCGGCAAACCUCCUAGUAGCGGCGGGAGCAUAUCCAUGUGCGACCGCUGCUACCAGCACUCUUCUCCGCGGACGACGAUGGUCAGGGGAGGAGCAGGAGAUGGGUUCUCCAAACCGCAGACGAGGAUCAGCGGAGGUUCACCCCAGAGCCAACGCUGA